AUGCCAACGAAACCCUACGAAGCUUCUAUUCACAGCUGGCUUCGGCUCCUGGAAGCCGUUUGGGCUUUUAAUUUUCCAGAUGUACAAUUCUCCCUCGUUUUUGGGAGCACGUUCUCGGCAACCUAUGAUGGUGCGUUAAAAGGAAAAGCUGCAGACAACAACCUCGUCCCAUAUCUGAGGCAAGGUGGAUCGCAGUUUCCAAGCACCGCCCUCGAAAUUGGGUGGUCGGAGUCGCAUACAAAACUUGAAAAAGAUGUCGACGUUUGGUUGACAAUGUCACCUCUAUUGCUUUCUGUGUUUUCCCUCAAGCUUUACAAAGAUUCCCACCCGUUUCGUGCAGUUUUGGAACUGUGGCUCCGUUCAAAGAGCACAGGGGAGCCAGUCACGCGAUGGCAACUGGAGUUAAACGCUGGGUUGAUGAAUGAUGACCUUUACUGGGAAGGUCUUGCCAAUCAAUUUAGGCUCUACACCCACGACAUCCUUAUGGAUGCCUCAGAUGCGCUAGGUGCCACCACCUUGUAUGCCGGGCAUCCCUCCACCCUCAUGACGGAUCUACGGAUCCAAGAUGAAAUCUCGGCAAUACCUGGCAUCACCGAGCAACGACUUCAAGCUCCCCCAGCUGCCUUGAAACGAUUCUUUUUCGACAUUGUUCAAUAUGUCAAUUCCCAACGGUUAGGGGUCAAUGUCAGCCUCAACAAGCGUUACAUUCCAUCGGCCACACCACGAGAAGGCGAUGUUUACUAACAAGGUGAGCCAGUGGUGCUAUUAGUUCUGAAUCCAACUUCAGAUUCCCACGUCACCCCAAAAAAACCCUAUCUGUUGAAAGCGAAAUAUUGUUCUUGUAAUGCAAGCAUAGAGUACGAGCCACCUGCACCUGAUGAUAGUGCGCUAUGCAGGUCGUUUCCAUUGACUCCACGUAUAAACUCCAAACCUCGCUGUAGCAUAUAGCAAAGUGUAGCUAGAUUCAUUCAGUGGCAAUUGCACCA
Messenger RNA from Marasmius oreades (fairy-ring Marasmius), 986 nucleotides. RefSeq lists its product as uncharacterized. Lineage: Eukaryota; Fungi; Basidiomycota; Agaricomycetes; Agaricales; Marasmiaceae. The transcript is spliced from 3 exons. The record is from RefSeq and is a predicted model, not a curated record. The coding region runs from base 1 to 744 and encodes 247 amino acids.